This is a messenger RNA of Opisthorchis viverrini, 890 nucleotides long. RefSeq lists its product as hypothetical. The record is from RefSeq and is a predicted model, not a curated record. The transcript is spliced from 3 exons. Lineage: Eukaryota; Metazoa; Platyhelminthes; Trematoda; Opisthorchiida; Opisthorchiidae. The coding region runs from base 7 to 417 and encodes 136 amino acids.
CGAACCAUGUGGAUUUUAUUCCUGGGACUUCUCUGUUGUCCUGUAAUGAUGUGCCAACUCAGCCGUCCUAACUCGCCCCUGCUUGGUGGUUACCAAGAGGCUUGUCCUCUUGGAGAACAGAAUCUUCCGGAACUGAUAGCAGCUAUCAUGGCAUCCUCUCAUGAGAUUCUAGCACCUUUGUUGGCAAUGAAUUUGGAGCCAGAAAUCCUGCGGUUAGAGAAACAAGUCGUAGCGGGAGUGAAUUAUCGCCUUUUGGUGAGAUUUGCAAAUGGCAGUUGUCACAAGAUUGUGGUGUUCGAGCCCCUGUUACUCAGAGAUGAAAUCGAUGGUGAAUAUCGACAAAAGCCGAUGGAAGUGAAAUCAGUUGACUCCGCCGAAUGUCCGACUGGACCAGUCACCUGUCCCUUCAAAAGCUAACUAUCAAAUGCUUCCAGUUCAAUCACUCGAAACGUAAUCAACAACAAAUUCUCAUACAGUAUCUUAUCUCUUCAUUUUCACGUGGAUGUCGUUUAAAUUAUCCUCGUAUUCUGGUCAUAACUUGCAUUUGUUAUUCACCUGUACGCGGUAUUUAAUUCCUUUCGAUUUUUCCUCUUUGUACUCUUUCACCGAUUACAGUAGUCUGCGUUUCCAAAAUUAUUCUUCUUGAAGUUCACCGGCUUCUGUCAGUGCUACGGGUCCCGUGUGUUUUUCAAGCAACGCGUACACAGAACUCAAUUAACCUUUUUUCCCUUAUUAUACCUGUUUUCCGUUGGAUGUAUCGUUAUCCCUAACCCCACGGCUCCAAUUAAAUCUGAGAGUUUCUCAUCAAUCCAAGAUCGAUUGAUGCUGAUGAGGAGGUCUGAUAAUUUCCAAUAAAGGUUUCCUCCUCUCAGUGAAGUCAGCCUAUGCUG